CAUCCUUCCAGAAUUAUUGCUGUUGGUGACUUGCAUGGAGAUUUAGCUCAGGCACUCAAAACUCUCAAAAUGGCUCGCAUUAUGAACGACAAUGAGGAAUGGAUUGCUGGCUCUUCUAUAUUUGUUCAAACGGGUGACGUGGUCGAUAGAGGUCCAGACACAAUUAAGCUCUACAAAAUGCUUUACGAUCUCAAAGUGCAGGCUGAAGAGCAUGGUGGCCAAGUGAUUCAGCUUCUUGGUAACCAUGAGGUCAUGAAUAUGGCUGAAGAUCUUCGGUAUGUGACCGAGGGCGAUUACUCCAGCUUUGGUGGACAUGAAAACCGUAGAAAGGCUUUUGACAAGGAUGGGUGGCCUGGUAAUUAUCUAAGAACAUUAAACAUCACUACGUGGGUAAACGGCACUGUGUUUUUUCAUGGCGGUGCACAUCCACAAUGGGCAAAGUUGGGCAUUGAUGGCAUGAACCUCAGGGCACACAAUGGACUUAUUGGACGGUCUGCUGGUGAGAUCCAACAGGUGCCUAUAUUUGGUGGAUCUGGUCCAUUAUGGUUCCGUGGAUAUGCUGAAGAUCAAGAAAAAUCAAUAUGCAAGCAACUUGACAAGGCACUUGCAGACAUGAAUGCUGUCAGAAUGGUUGUGGGCCACACACCUCAGCUUGAUGGAUCAGUUCUUCGCAGAUGCAACGGAAAGCUUUACGUGAUUGAUGUGGGUAUUUCUCGAGUGUACGGAGGUAAUUCUGCCGCUUUGGAAAUC
Messenger RNA from Batrachochytrium dendrobatidis JAM81, 750 nucleotides. RefSeq lists its product as uncharacterized. The annotation marks the transcript as partial. The record is from RefSeq and is a predicted model, not a curated record. The transcript has 4 exons. Gene Ontology annotation, molecular function: hydrolase activity. NCBI's taxonomy places the organism in Eukaryota, Fungi, Chytridiomycota, Chytridiomycetes, Rhizophydiales.